This is a messenger RNA of Lobosporangium transversale, 2666 nucleotides long. RefSeq names its product armadillo-type protein. Gene Ontology annotation, cellular component: cytoplasm. Bases 56 to 2620 code for a protein of 854 amino acids. Gene Ontology annotation, molecular function: protein kinase activity; ATP binding. The transcript has 11 exons. Gene Ontology annotation, biological process: protein phosphorylation; tRNA export from nucleus. NCBI's taxonomy places the organism in Eukaryota, Fungi, Mortierellomycota, Mortierellomycetes, Mortierellales, Mortierellaceae. The record is from RefSeq and is a predicted model, not a curated record.
AUCUCAUUUCACCAUUUUUCACCACUAACGGCAAUCAACGGAAAGAGUAUCCUACAUGGCAUAUCUCAGCGAUUUUGUCAAGUCAACUCUUUCCAGGGUUGUUCUCGGCAAAGAAAUCCCUUCCUUUCCGUACACAAUUGGCGAGCGCAUUGACUCAUUUGAUUCCACUAUUUGGUCAUUACACAGAGGCAUCAAACGAGAGGAUAAUUCUCCAGUGUCAAUUCUAUGCUUUGACUGUGUCCGCCAACGCGACAAACUACCACUUGCAAGGAAUGCCUUCAAAAAGUUUCGAACCAUUCGCCAUCCUGAUCUGAUCAAAUACAUCGAUGGUGUAGAGACAGAGUCGCACAUUUACAUUGUCACAGAUGCUGUCACACCUUUAGAGACUCAUCUCCGUGCCAACAUUAAUCCCAAUUUGAUCCGCUGGGGCCUCUACAAAGUUGCUAACGUUUUAAGAUUUCUAACUGUUGACGCCUCAUUUAUUCAUGGAAAUAUCCGGACCUCAUCUAUCUUUACCACCAAAUCUGGAGAAUGGAAAGUUGGAGGGUUUGAAGUGCUUUCCUCACUCAAAGAAGAUCAGCCUGCUAUUCUGACUUUUGCAGGAUUAAUUCCAGAUUCUAAUCGCUAUGCUCCACCCGAAGUCAAGAAGAAGUCGUGGAAUGUUGUGAAAGAAUAUGAGUUGUGGUCAACGGAUACUUGGCACUAUGCAUGCUUAAUCUAUGAAGUUUACAAUGGAGCUUUCACUUCUCCAGAUCAGCUCAUGACGCCAGGACAGAUUCCUGCAGAGAUGGUGCCAUUUUAUAAAAACCUGCUUCGACCGGACCCCAAGACUCGGCCCAGUGUCGGCGACUUCUUGGACAAGGGCUUGCAGGCAAAAGGAUUUUUUCAUAAUGAUCUUGUGCAAGUGGUUCUCUUCCUUGAGAACUUUUCUGUCAAAGAGUCUCUGCAGAGGGAUACAUUCCUCAGGAAAUUAGAUAUGCAGAUCGAUAGAUUUCCACAAGAAUUUUGUCGAUACAAGAUUUUACCAGAGUUGAUCCAUGCACUCGAGUAUGGGUCAGGUGGAGCCAGAGUUUUACCACCGAUUGUAAAGAUCGGGGCAGGGUUAGAUGAGCAAGAGUACGAAACUUUGAUAAGCAGUGUGCUCGUGAAGAUGUUUGCGUCAACAGACCGUACCAUCCGCCUGAGUUUAUUGGAGAACUUGGGUGGCUUUAUUAACAGGAUUAACAAGAAAGUUGUCAACGACAAGAUCUUUCCUAGCAUGGCAUUGGGAUUCACAGAUACGGCACCUAUUAUCCGUGAGUGGACGGUAAAAUCGGUCUUGUUGAUUAUUAACAAGCUAUCUGACAAGGUUAUCAACUACGAUUUGCUGAGAUACCUCGGCAAGCUUCAGACAGAUGAGGAGCCGGGUAUUCGCACCAACACAAUCAUCUGUCUCGGAAAGAUUGCAAAAUACCUUAACGACAAUACUAAGGGCAAGAUUCUUGUCCCUGCAUUCACACGUAGUUUGCGUGACCCAUUCGCUCAUGCUCGCAUUGCGAGUUUGAUGGCUUUGAACGCCACGUCAGAAUCCUAUGACAAGAAUGAUAUCGCGGUGCGAAUUAUACCCUGUAUCUCACUAACACUCGUGGAUACCGAAAAAAUUGUGCGUGUGCAAGCACUGAAAUCGCUGGAUACUUUCAUAAAGCGGAUCGAGAAGUUGAUUGAGAACAUGCCUGAUUCAGCCAUUGUCGAUGCAGGUAGAGACAGUCCCAAUGGAGGGUCACGCUCUGCCACACCAUCCACACCUUCGUCCGAGACCUGGGCUGGUUGGGCAGUGUCAUCCAUCACUAAAAAACUUGUCACUGGUGAGAUGCAGCCUCAAGCCGUUUCUCCUCAGCUCGGAAAUGAUAGUCCAUCGUCUGCCAACAUAGCACCUUCUACUGGCAAUGGUAUGUCCUUGUCCAGCGCAUCGAAUUCGUCCAAUGGCUUACAAAUCGCUGCGCAAGGUGGAUAUGCAGGCGCAAGACCAGCAGAUGGAUUUUCUGUAAACCGAUACUCCUCCGCAUUAGCAGCUAUUGAGAAAGACGAGGCUACUAAUAGUGGCGGAUUAAGUGGAUGGGGUGACGGGGAUGAAGAUUUAUUUGCAGACGAGGGUUUCGAGCCUAUGGAGCCCACCACACCUUCACCAAUGGUUAGCUCAGGAACAAUCAAGCCUACAACUUCGACCACUAUAACCAAGCCUCUGAGAAACGCAAAUUCAGCCAUGUCUCUGGGGCCUAAACCUUCAGCCCGACUUGGUUUUGGAGCUGUAGACGAUGGCAGUACAGACGCAUGGGAUGGUGAUGAUGAUCUAUUCAAGAACUUAAACUUGAGUAAUGGUGGCGGUGGAAGCACCAGCACUGGUGCUAGCAGACCUUUGUCCUCAUCCCUGAAACCGCUCAGCAGAUCAUCAUCUACAUCCUCGAACUCUAUAACAGCAUCAUCCUUUACAGGCACGACGCCAGCCUCUGGGACUGCCGGCUCCGCACGCAAGGAAGAAAAGAUGGCUGAGCUCGCACGGAAACGAGAGGAACGUCGUCAACGGAUGGCCGAGGCCAAAGAGCGGAAAGCACAAUCCACACUAGGCGCGAAGAAAAUAUAGCGAAAAUAGUGAUAGUUUCUAAAAGUCAAAAAUAAUGCCUUUCCCC